AUGGCUUUAGGAGAACCAUAUGAAGAAUAUUCUCGUGUGUUUUAUUAUGGCUCGAGUGACGUGAACCGUGAUGCCCGUGCAAACCCACUCGUUGCUGUGUUCUUCCUUUUACUUAGUAUGUGUUUCUCUUUUCCUUUGCUCGACCAAUGUACGCCUGGGUACACCUAUCAUAUACUAACAAUUUUAGCAUUUGCUUCGUUAUCUUUAGCAUUCUUGGGUGACAAGAGAACCCAAUCUGCUUUUAGCUACACUUUCUAUGCCCUCGGGGCUUCCUUAUCCAUUGGGUUGGGGUCCAUCUAUCUCUCCAACACCUUGGGGGUCUAUGUAUAG
Molecule: messenger RNA, 330 nt
Organism: Dujonia railenensis
Lineage: Eukaryota; Fungi; Ascomycota; Pichiomycetes; Serinales; Debaryomycetaceae
Source: the annotation of a GenBank genome assembly